UUCCAGUAUCUAGUAUAUCAGAUUUGUCUGAUUCCAUCUCUUCCAACUUUAAAACCAUCGAGUCCAACAUCAUAGCAGCAAAACAACUCCAGAAACAGUAUUAUGAUCGCCGCAGAACUCCACCUCCUGUCUACACAAAAGGUGAUCUAGUCUGGCUAUCCACCAAACACCUAAGUUUGAAAACCCCUUCGAAAAAACUUUCUCCGUUGUUCAUUGGUCCAUACCCUGUUGAACUUGUCAUUAAUGCCAAUGCUGUCCGGCUUAAAUUACCCGAUAAUUUAAGAGUUCAUCCCACAUUCCAUGUAUCCCUUCUCAAACCCUAUAAGGAUCUCAGGGAUUUCUCUUUACAAACGUCUCUUCCACCUAUUUCUCUCGACCCUGAAAUGGAGUAUGAAGUUCACUCAAUCCUGGAUUCCCGUUUCCGUAGGGGACGUAUUGAAUAUCUUGUUCGUUGGAAGGGUUUCUCUACAGAUGAUGAUUCCUGGGAACCAGCUACCAACAUAUCCGCUCCUCGUUUGAUAUCUCAUUUCCACCAAAGACAUCCGGAUCGUCCUGGGCCUUGAGCCUCUGGAGUGGCUCCUUGGAGGGGGGAUUCUGUCAGGAUAAUGGCAUACUUAUUUCUCUGCACUGUCCCUUUAAAGCAUCCUGCUCUCAUUAACAUCAACCUAUUUAAGGCCCCUCCCAGCAUUUUCACAUUGCUUAGUAUUGAAGUUUGUCUUAAACCUUAACCUGAGCCUGCUCUCUGUAAGAUUUAUCUUACUACUUCUGUUUGUUGGAUUCCUCUACUCCUCCUAGCUGGAUUUUUGUUGUCAUCCUCUCCUUCCUGCCUGCUUCUCCCUCAAGAAGAUUCAGCUAUUUCAAAAGCCUCAUUCAUACCUUUACCUCUAACUCAGUUUCCCCUGCAGCUCACCGGCCUUGGGAUUCACUUUUCACUGAGCUCCACUUCCUCAUGCUGUGACGUCAUCAGCCAGCUGCUACUGAGCUUCCCUGCUCCCUCUGGCAAGUCGCCAUUACAACCCGGUGUUUGCAACUAUCAUUAUAACAGUCCUGUUAGGGUUGUGCCUGACAGUAUUGCUCCUCCUUAACACCAGAGGGCGCUCAUAACUGCUAAGCAUUCAGCACUGACUAAAAAGCAGAGACAUCUCCACGCACAAAAAAAAGGGAAAUGAGGACCUGGAAUACAGAGGUGCAACAUUACAGUGAAUUCUCCUUUCCUUGAAGCUGUGGACUCUCCCCGUUUCUCUCUGGCUCACCUACCCCACAUCGUGACGUCACGCUUCCCUGGAUCAGUCGCACACACGCCGACACGCUGUAGGGAUCCACACGGCGACUCAACCUCCAUGAUAGUGUGAACACACAGACAUCUUCGAGAGAGGAUCUAAUGCAGGAUACUGAAGCAUAAGGACAAAAGCAAAAGGACUGCAUUAUUUGGACAUUAUGUGCAAAGAGGCGAAUAAUUCAUUAUAGAUGCCUUUUUAAUUCUUGAUGCCUCAGAUAGCUAGCUGCUGCAGCACUGAUAUGAUGCAAACCUGCCUUUAUGCACAAGGACAAGCUACAUACGACUUAAUUAAUUGCACGAUCCUGACCAAAAGCAGAUGACAGUCUCUUGCCACUGGAUAACUGCUGCUUUGUCAAAGACGAUCCCGACAUGUCAUAUCAGCAAGCCUCCGAUUUUGUCUGUUGUGUUUCUUUCUACUUUCUCAGCGUGCUUGCUGUUUCCACGGUUCAGUUCAUUCUCUGUGGCUGCACUCACAACAAAAGCUGUUAUGCAGCAGAGGACUGAAUGAAUUGAGGGGAACUCUCCGGUGGGUGUUUACUGUCCCUUGUGUCAGCUCCCCCCCCCCACCAAAAAAAAUACAUGCACAGCAUCCCUAGCAACUGAUCAGCAGCCAACCCUCUAAGAUGUGCAUGCCUUAAAUUUGCUCCCUCUUUACAGUUUGCGCCCUCCCUUACUCUAAUACUCCUGACUAUUUUUUUAUUUCGGCUUGGUCCAUCUCCCACAAGUUUUCUCCUGUCAUUUGUCAGCACUUUCCUGAAAUGCUUUCUCCUGCUCCAGUGAACCAACACUGCAGGACUUGAUAUGGGAUGAAGUUUGGAGGUGACCAGGAACAGACAGAAGACCUCUAGGCAGCUCUCCAUUUGAUAAGUGAGCAGUAAUUGCUAGAAGACAGGCUGCACAGUUGGAAUCAAUAGUCUGCUUUCUUGCUGUUAAGGACACAUUGGGCAAGCAGUAGGUCACUGAAGUAACUACAGUGUACUGCUUACUGCGGAGUUGGAUAGAACUACAUGCAAGAGUCUGCAGUAGUGCUACAAAAGAUUGCUGUCACCAAGGGCACAAUAGUUUUCAAGUCAUUAGUGCUUUCAACUGUUAGUUUUCUGGUUUUCUAAAGGACCUUUCUAGGAUGAAUGAUAAAUGAGCAAUUCUGCCUUUGAAGGAGAACUAGAAAGAAAACAUCUGCUUUGUGAUACUGGUGUGCUUUCAUUUUACUGUACAAGUCUCUCCAGGCACUUAAAGAGAAAACAUGCAAAGGAUUCUGAAUAUUGCGCACAUUUUGGGGGUCUUCUUCCUAUUCUAUUGGAUAGGCUUGAGUACGACGCUAAAGGAAGUUGUUGGUGCGGAACAGCAGAUCCCCUUAUCAAUGGUAAAGCUCUGGGCCUCUGCAUUUGGAGGUGAAAUUAAAUCCAUAGCUGCAAAGUACUCAGGUUCACAGCUUCUGCAGAAGAAAAACAAAGAGUUUGAAAAGGAUGUUAUCAUAGAGGAGAUAGAUGGGCUUCGUUUGGUGAAAAAACUAGCCAAGGAUAUGGAGGAGAUGUUCCACAAAAAAGCUGAGGCAGUUCGGCGCUUGGUUGAAGCAGCAGAGGAAGCACAUUUGAAACAUGAAUUUGAUGCUGAAUUACAGUAUGAAUACUUCAAUGCUGUUCUAAUAAAUGAAAGAGGUGAAGAUGGAAACUAUUUGGAACUGGGGAAGGAGUUUCUAUUAUUACCAAACGAUCAUUUCAACAAUUUGCCUGUUAACAUCAGUUUAAGUGAUGUGCAAGUCCCAACCAAUGUUUACAACAAAGAUCCUGAAAUUGUAAAUGGAAUAUAUUGGUCCGAAUCCCUAAAUAAGGUUUUUGUUGAUAACUUUGACAGAGAUCCCUCCCUCAUCUGGCAAUAUUUUGGAAGUGCAAAGGGCUUUUUUCGACAAUAUCCAGGUAUUAAAUGGGAACCAGAUGAAAAUGGAGUUAUUGCAUUUGACUGUAGAAACAGAAAAUGGUACAUUCAAGCGGCAACCUCACCGAAAGAUGUUGUAAUUUUAGUUGACGUCAGUGGUAGCAUGAAAGGUCUUCGUCUGACAAUUGCAAAGCAAACUGUAUCCUCUAUUUUAGACACCCUUGGAGAUGAUGACUUCUUCAACAUAAUUGCAUAUAAUGAAGAACUUCAAUAUGUGGAGCCCUGUUUAAAUGGCACAUUAGUACAAGCCGACAGAAACAACAAAGAGCAUUUCAGGGAACAUUUGGACAAACUUUUUGCUAAAGGAAUUGGAAUGCUGGAUCUUGCAUUAAGUGAGGCUUUUGAUUUACUGAGUGAAUUUAACCAUACUGGAGAAGGGAGUAUUUGCAGUCAAGCCAUAAUGCUUAUUGCAGACGGAGGUGACACAUAUGAUACAAUUUUUGCCAAAUACAAUUGGCCAGACAGGAAGGUUCGAAUUUUCACUUACCUGAUAGGAAGGGAGGCAGCAUUUGCGGAUAAUCUGAAAUGGAUGGCAUGUGCUAAUAAAGGUUUUUUUACUCAGAUAUCUACAUUGGCUGAUGUACAAGAAAACGUUAUGGCAUAUCUUCAUGUAUUAAGUCGUCCUAAAGUCAUUGAUCAAGAACAUGAUGUUGUAUGGACAGAAGCUUAUGUUGAUAAUACUCUUGCCGAUGAUCAGGGACUGGUGUUGAUGACCACGGUUGCUAUGCCGGUUUUUAGUAAGGAAAAUGAAACCAGAUCAAAGGGGGUUCUACUGGGUGUGGUUGGCACAGAUGUUCCUGUUAAAGAACUUUUAAAGGCCAUUCCAAAGUAUAAGCUGGGUAUUCAUGGAUAUGCUUUUGCUAUAACGAACAAUGGUUAUAUUUUGACUCAUCCAGAGUUGAGGCCACUGUAUGAAGAAGGGAAGAAACGAAGAAAACCGAACUACAGCAGUGUUGACCUAUCAGAGGUUGAAUGGGAAGACCGAGAUGACGUGCUCCGAAAUGCAAUGGUAAACAGAAAAACAGGAAAAUUUUCCAUGGAGGUCAAAAAGACAGUAGACAAAGGGAAAAGGGUUUUAGUGAUGACAAAUGAUUAUUACUACACAGAUAUCAAGGGUACACCAUUCAGUUUGGGUGUAGUUCUCUCUAGAGGACAUGGGAAAUACUUCUUCAGAGGAAACGUAUCUAUAGAAGACGGUUUGCAUGAUCUAGAACAUCCAGAUGUGUCUUUGGCUGAUGAAUGGUCUUACUGCAACACUGAUCUGCAUCCUGAACAUCGUCACUUGACUCAACUAGAAGCCAUCAAAAUCUACCUCACAGGAAAAGAGCCAUUAUUGCAGUGUGACAAGGAGUUAAUACAGGAGGUUCUGUUCGAUGCUGUGGUUAGUGCGCCACUAGAAGCAUAUUGGACUAGUUUGGCACUAAAUAAAUCAGAAAAUUCAGACAAGGGUGUUGAAGUUGCCUUCCUUGGAACUCGUACAGGACUGAGUCGAGUCAACCUGUUUGUAGGCCCAGAGCAACUAACUAAUAAAGAUUUCCUUACAUCUGAAGACAGAGAGAGCAUUUUUAAUGCUGACCACUUUCCGUUAUGGUAUCGACGUGCUGCCGAGCAGAUACCUGGCAGCUUUGUAUAUUCAAUCCCAUUUAGCACAGGAUCAGAAAACAAAAGUAAUGUGGUGACAGCUAGCACAGCAGUCCAACUACUGGAUGACAGGAAGUCUCCGGUGGUAGCAGCUGUUGGAAUUCAAAUGAAACUUGAAUUUUUCCAGAGAAAGUUUUGGAUUGCCAGCAGACAGUGCUUAACUCUAGACGGUAAAUGCUCCAUAAGUUGUGAUGACGAAGUUAUUAAUUGUUAUCUAAUUGACAAUAAUGGAUUUAUCUUGGUCUCUGAAGACUACAGACAGACAGGGAACUUCUUUGGUGAAGUUGAAGGAGCUGUGAUGAAUAAAUUAUUAGCUAUGGGCUCUUUUAAAAGAAUUACACUAUAUGAUUAUCAAGCCAUGUGUAGAAUAACCAAGGAAAGUAUAGAUAGCGCACACGGCUUAUUGGACCCAUAUCGUGCCUUCUUUGCUGCAGUAAAAUGGAUCAUGACAGAACUGAUCCUAUUUUUAGUGGAAUUUAAUCUAUGCAGUUGGUGGAACUCAGGCCAUUCAGUCAAAGCACAAAGACUGAAACAGACUCUAGAACCUUGUGAUACCGAAUAUCCAGCCUUUGUUUCAGAGCGCACAAUUAAGGAGACUACCGGUAGCAUUGCUUGUGAAGACUGCUUCAAGUCUUUCGUUAUACAGCAGAUUCCAAGCAGCAACCUGUUUAUGGUGGUGGUUGAUAAUGUAUGUAGCUGUGAUUCUAUUGCUCCAAUUACCAUGGCACCUAUCGAAAUUAGGUAUAAUGAAUCCCUAAAAUGUGAACGUUUAAAAUCUCAGAAGAUAAGAAGACGACCAGAAGCAUGCCAUGGGUUUCAUCCUGACGAAAAUGCAAGAGAAUGUGGUGGAACUUUUGGCCUUUGUCCCCAGCCCUUAACCUUGCUGCUAUCACUUUUAAUAAUAUUUUGCUCAAGGUGACCUUCAAUCAUUUGAUCACAUGGCAUGCUAAUUACAUGGAUAAAGUAUGAACUGAUACAAGUGGUGCCGCAUAGAAGAAAAGAAAUGUAGUUAAAACAUCAGCAUUUCAUGACUUUAAAACUGUUGGAGUACAAAAACUCUUAAAAGAUAUAUUGAAACAAAGACAAUAUUACCUUAUUACGUUGCAGCUCAUGCAGAUAUGAAUUUUCCAUUCCGUUCUCAUCCAUUAAAAGAGGACAGCAGACACUGGUAAUCAUCAUUUUCAGCUUUGCCUCAUCACAGAGAUUUCAAAUGGUGUACUUUUUAAAUAAAGUAUAUUAAAAUCAUA
Molecule: messenger RNA, 6102 nt
Organism: Bombina bombina (fire-bellied toad)
Lineage: Eukaryota; Metazoa; Chordata; Amphibia; Anura; Bombinatoridae
Gene: CACNA2D3
Product: calcium voltage-gated channel auxiliary subunit alpha2delta 3
Cellular component (GO): voltage-gated calcium channel complex
Molecular function (GO): voltage-gated calcium channel activity
Source: RefSeq, a predicted model, not a curated record